AUGAGAGGUCGCGCGCCCCUUCCGGUGCCCUCGGGGCUCCAGAAUGGCCACUCCCGCAACCCGUCCAGCCUGGACAUGGCUCGCAGCCCGCCAAACCCGAGCAACAAGAGUGAGUUUCCCCUCAUGACCGUCGGGGGUUCCCGCCGUCGUCGUAACACCUUGGCUCAUGUUUCCGCUUGUCGACGUCCAGAUACCAAACAUGUCCCCUGCAAAUUCUUCCGUCAGGGUGCCUGCCAGGCCGGCCCCGCUUGUCCGUUUCUGCACUCUACUGACACCGCCGUCGACUUCGCUCCCUGCAAAUACUUCUCCAAGGGAAACUGCAAGUUCGGCGCCAAAUGCGCUCUCGCUCACAUCCUCCCGGACGGACGACGAGUAAACCGACCCAAUGGCAGUAGCAUAGGUAUGGGCAGUGGUAGCCAUUUGAAUCUGGGUGGCCGGGUCAAUCCGCAAGCAUAUGUCAACCAAGAUUCCGCCUUGACCAACUCGGUGCUUUCGCAGCAGCGAAACAGCGGCCAAGAGCCACGAUAUGCCUCCCAGCUUCCCCAACAGGAGGAAUACACCACCAUGCCUGGCCAGCAGCAGCAGCCUGUUUAUGACUCUAUCCCCACUAUUGAUGCAGGAUUGGCCUCCGAUGCUGGCUCAAACUAUGGAUCCCCCAUCGACGAUGUGCGAUUCCCCAUGUCGCCUAGCGGCCGCCAUCUCACAGCCCUCGAUGCUCCACUCCCGGCUUCGUUCGAUAGCCAAGGUAUCUCUCAUGUCGCCAGAUACGGGCCUGUGGCUGCAUCCAUGCCUUCGAAAUUUGGUCUGGAAUCCCCGCCGGCGCAGAGACCGGGUCCUCCCGACGCAUUCCGAAACCUACGCGACGUCGGUUACACCUCGGGUUUGAGUUCUGGAUUGCGGAAACCGUCUUCUAAUAUCGGAUCGUCUCCCCCGGCACCGGAAGAUUCUGUUGGUCCCCGGUUUUUACAUUCCUCUCGCCCCGUCAAGCCGCGUAUGCUAUCGAGCAGCGCCAGUGUUCCUCGGCCCAGCGCUCUCGAUGACUGGGAUGAGAAUUUCCCGAUGGAGGAAGACUACCUGCCAAUGAACCUGCAUGAUGAUGUUUUGACCCCUCAAGAAAAGUUGCGUCGGCUCUCUCGGACAGACCAUGAUAUCAGUUCUAGCCACCGUGAUAUUAGUGGACUAGGCAUGACGAGCUCCAGUUUCUCGAAAACCGGUUCCCCUCUGGCUUCUAGUCCUUCUCGAUUCGGUGCCUUGUUCGCUAAGCAACGACAGAAAAAGGAAGACGAAUCUGUUGGAUCUUCUUUCCCUCAUAUUGGCUCUCCGCUUCGUGAAUCGUCCCUGAAUCCAGCCGCUAGCCCGAGCCUGGGCCCUAUUGGCAGCCGCACCUCACACGAUGGUUCCUCAUUUGUCUCCAGCCCUGGUAGACAAUCGUCCAUGUCCAUGAUCUCUGAACAGCUCAGCGGAAUGUCUCUGCACCCAGGUUCUGCUCGCCACUCCUCGGCAGGCCCAGGCCGUCUCGAAAGAAACAUAUCUUCUCAAAUGACGCCCAGCAAGAUCGAAGAGGAGGAACAGAGUGAUUUAGUCUUCUCCAUGGAAGAGGAAGAAGGAAACAAGCGCAACAGCUCCUCCUGGGACUCCGAUACCAAGGAGAGCUCCACCGAUGCAUAA
Messenger RNA from Penicillium argentinense, 1668 nucleotides. RefSeq names its product putative spindle poison sensitivity protein Scp3. Bases 1 to 1668 code for a protein of 555 amino acids. Gene Ontology annotation, biological process: protein polyubiquitination. The transcript is spliced from 2 exons. Gene Ontology annotation, molecular function: ubiquitin protein ligase activity; metal ion binding. Lineage: Eukaryota; Fungi; Ascomycota; Eurotiomycetes; Eurotiales; Aspergillaceae. The record is from RefSeq and is a predicted model, not a curated record.